Molecule: messenger RNA, 465 nt
Organism: Trifolium pratense (red clover)
Lineage: Eukaryota; Viridiplantae; Streptophyta; Magnoliopsida; Fabales; Fabaceae
Product: pathogenesis-related protein 1A-like
Exons: 1
Coding region: 1-465 (154 amino acids)
Source: RefSeq, a predicted model, not a curated record
AUGAAGUCCUCAAAUAUUCUUGUGAUCUUAACAAUUUUCUCAACAUGUUGUUUCAUUUGCUUAGCACAAAACUCCCCUCAAGACUACCUAGACGCGCACAAUAAGGCUCGCGCUGAGGUUGGUGUCCCACCACUUUGUUGGGACGACAACCUUGCAGCCUAUGCUAAGAACUUUACGGAAUCAAAGAUCGAAAGCUGUGAAAUCACGAACUCCGGUGGGCCUUAUGGUGAGAAUAUUGCGGAUGGUUCUGAUGAUAUGACGGCUACGGAUGCCAUGAAUAUUUGGGUAGAUGAAAAGAAAUACUAUGACAAUGCAACCAACUCGUGUGUUGAACGUCCGUGUGAUCAUUAUACAAAAGUUAUUUCCCGUGAUACUCUUCGUCUUGGUUGUGCUAAAGCAGAUUCGCCAGAUUGUAUGUUUGGAUGGUCAUUUUUUCUUUGUUGCUAUGAUCCACCAGGAAAUUAA